Messenger RNA from Pezoporus flaviventris, 1986 nucleotides. RefSeq names its product basic proline-rich protein-like. Lineage: Eukaryota; Metazoa; Chordata; Aves; Psittaciformes; Psittacidae. The record is from RefSeq and is a predicted model, not a curated record. The coding region runs from base 1 to 1986 and encodes 661 amino acids. The transcript has 8 exons.
AUGCCAGAGUCUCGUUCGUUAUCGGAAUUAACCAGACAAAUCGCUCCACCAACUAAGAACGGCCAUGCACCACCACCCACGGAAUCGAGAAAGAGCUCUCAAUCUGUCAAUCCUGUCCGUGUCCGGGCCGGUUUCAGCUUUGCAACCAUACUCCCCCCGGAACCCAAAGACUUGGGUUUCCCGGGAGCUGCCCGGCGGGUCAUGGGAAUAACGCCGCCGGAUCGCCAGUCGGCAUCGUUUAUGGUCGGAACUACGACGGAUCAACCAGGUAGCCGCCACCCGCGGCGCGCCGCCCUCGCCCGCCGUUCCGUCCAGCCGGCCGUCCCUUUAGCCGUAUCGCCGCGUCCCGCGGACACGCGCGCGGCCCCGCCGGCCGGCGCGCGCGCGCCCGCCACCCCCGACCACCUUUACCGUCCCCCCACCACCACCACCGGGGGGGGGCGCUCUUUCGCCGCUCCGACCCGCGGGAGCGGCAUCGCGGAGGUGGCGCCACCCCGCGGUGGCGGCCGCGGGAGCGCGCCUGAGGCGGGGCCGGCGGCGCCGGCGCGCCACCGACCCCGGCGGCCGGCCCUUCCCGCGCCGCCGCGGGCAAGGAGCCGGGACCCGCUGCGCAGCUUUCCUUUCGGGUUUCCCUUCUCUCGCGGCGUGGCAACCGCGCUUUCCCGUCUCCCGCGAGACGGGGACACGCGCCCGGCCUCCCUCCCACGCUCGCCAGCGCCCGCCAGGGACCGACCUGGCCCCCGAGGCCGCCCCACCGCCCGAGCGCUGCUCGCGGCCGGCACCCGCGGGCACACGGACCGAGGCCAGCACCGGCGCCUCGCGUGCUUUAGGACACCUGAGGGCUCGCGGGGCCACGCGGCCGUCACACAGCCCGGUUCGGUAACAAGUCCGUGGAACCUCCCCCCGCGUCGAGCAGAGAGCACCAAGGACGCGACCGACACGGCGAGGCACGCACCCCGCCGCCGACACGGCCGCGGCUCCUUCUCGCUCGGGGUGUGGGGGGAGGAAGGCGGAGGACGACACCUCGGACGCCACGGGAAGCGAGCUGGAAAGGAGACCGCCCAGCCUGAACACCGGACACCGCCCGCGGCCCGCACGAGGACGGGGAGCGCAGACGAGACCGGCCCGCCGGGGGCCCUCUCCGACGCGACCCGAAAGGCCUCAUCGAUCGGUCGGGGGAAGACAGGAAAGGAGAGACAAGAUGCCCGUAAAAGGCCUCCCACGGUAGGCCAGAACGCUGGUCCGGAGACAGCAGGGCAGCCCGAGCCCAAUCCGUGGGGACCCUACUCGGGGCCGGGUGCUCAAAAGGACGACGAGAGCUCCCGCGAGCCACUCUUAAUCCCCAGCCAUCCGUUCGAGUGCCGGCCUCCGCCGCCGGUUUUUUUUGCCCUCACCCCGCGGGAGGGACGAACGAGCCACCUCGGGAAGCGCCGCUCGCUAGCGCUGCUGCGGAGACGAGCCACUACUCGCUCCCAUAAAACGGAUAGAAACGACUCCUCCCGCGCCGCCACGCAACACCAGAAUCUAGGCUCACCCAAGUGGCGAGCAACCGACGACGGCGCGCCUGACAAGUCCGUUGCAGCACCUCGGAAACGCCAGUGUCUGAAAAGAGGCGAAAAUCACCCCAGCGGCGGCGCGAGUUACUCGCCAGAUACUCGCGAGGUACUCUCGAGGUACGCCCGAGGUACUCUCGAGGUGCGCGUGAGGUACUCGGCUCUCCCGUUACCGGCGGUGGCAGCACUGGGCGAGCCGCAGCCGCUGGGUCUGUCGAGGUACCGCCGCCCCCUGUCGCGCCCCGUCCCGUCCCCGGGCCCCGCUCCGCUCGGGGCCGGCCGGCGGACGCCGCCGCCGCCACACGCGGGUGCCCCGUGCAGAGCGGAGCAGCGGGGCCGCGGCCGCUCUCCCCCCACUCCGCAGCCGCCCGGCAGCCGCCACCCCCGAGCUCCUGAUCUGAGUCACCUCGUUGAUGUCCUUUACAGGACGUAA